Gossypium arboreum is the source of this 396-nucleotide messenger RNA. RefSeq lists its product as uncharacterized. The coding region runs from base 1 to 396 and encodes 131 amino acids. The record is from RefSeq and is a predicted model, not a curated record. The transcript has a single exon. Lineage: Eukaryota; Viridiplantae; Streptophyta; Magnoliopsida; Malvales; Malvaceae. Gene Ontology annotation, molecular function: nucleic acid binding; RNA-DNA hybrid ribonuclease activity.
AUGUUUGUCGUAGCUAGAGGACUUCUAGAAGAUCAUAAUGGAAAUUGGAUCGUUGGUUUCACAAGGUAUUUGGGUAAUUGUGAAGUUAUUGAUUCAGAGUUAUGGGGUAUCCUUGAUGGGUUGCAAAUUGCUCUUGAUUGUGGCUAUCGGAAAGUCAUCAUUCGGAUUGAUAAUCUUGAAGCUAUUAAACUUAUCCACGGAGUGAGUAAUGGUUCUAAUUCUGCCUUAGUCAGGAGAAUACUUUUACUUUUGAAGCUCCUGAGUCAAUGGAAUAUUAAUUUUAUACCUGGAGAAGAGAAUAAAAUUGCGAAUAAGAUAGUCAAGCUUAGGCGGGAUAGGGAACCGCGUUUGCGAUUGGUUGACAAGGAUUAUGUGUUGAGUUUUUUUAAUAUCUGA